AUGAGGGAACCAAAACAAGUUUCUCACCAACGCGCUGGUUUUUCUUUUUUUUAUAUUGAUAAGAGGACGGAGAGAGAGAGCGAGAGAGAGAAUAGCAUAUGGGGCGGGAAUGAUGGAACCAAAACGUACUGUAUGUUCAUUACUAGGCCUGUAAAGUUGGGAGAUAAAGAUAGAAAACGAAUGAGACGGUCUACCGCCGCGACGCCCAUCCCGUAAUGUCUCAUCCCUGAACGUUUCACAACUACCGGUUGACUGCGGCUGGAAUUGUGACGGAUCGACGCACUGAGCAUGUCAGGGCGAGUUCAUAGAAAUGCGUUUGGAAAUAAAAUCAGUAAGAAAAUACGUCUUUCAAAAUCAUUUGGGGAUGUUCGACUCACGAGGAUGCUUGAAGGAAUUUGAUUUUCCACUUUGACAACUCUAAACUGUUUGGAUGAAUUCUAUUUUUCAAGACUUCCAAGUUCGCCACAGGUCUCUAUCACAGCCCAACUUGUUGCUAUUGAAAUUAUAUCUUGCUCAAAUACAGUUGUAGGUCUAUGUCACUCAUCUUUCUUAGUUUGAACAACAGUCAAUAUUGAAUUAAACGGUUAACCACUAACUGGAUAAAACGAGAAGAUGUUGGAGAAAUAUUCCCGGCACAGCGCCGGAGGUGCGCCCGUCCUGGACCCGGACCUGCAACUCAAACUACCGGAGAGUAACGUGGGUACCAGAGGCCAAGAGAAAGAUAACGGGUCUGGGCAGAAACUGGUGGAGAUAACGGGACCGGCGCUGUCCAAACGGAAACUACUGGUCGGUCUGGACCUGCUCUGUCUGGUUCUGGCCUCCAUCCCGUUCUUGGUGUGUGAGCUGAAGGCAGUGAGUCCAUAUAGCAGAGGGUUUUUCUGUGGUGAUCCCAGCAUCAUGUAUCCAUACCUACACAGAGAGGCUAUACCAGAUCAGCUGCUCAUUACUGGUGGGAUCAUCAUCACCGGACUCACUAUAGCUUUAGGGGAGUGUUACCGGGUGCAUUACCGAGGGGUCAGCUCCAAAGCCUUCGUCAGGAACCUGUACGUCUCAUGCCUGUAUAAGGAGUUAGGUUCCUUCCUGUUCGGCUGCUGCGUCGGCCAAUCCCUGACCAACAUGGCCAAGCUGAGCGUGGGGCAGCUGCGACCUCACUUCCUGUCUGUGUGCGGCGUCUCGUAUGCCUCGCUCAACUGCACCCCCGGAACCUACGUCUCCACGGUAACCUGCAGACAGACAGACCACCGAUUGGAGGAGGAGGCCAGGAAAUCAUUCUUCUCUGGUCAUGCUUCGUUUGCAAUGUACACCAUGCUGUAUCUAGCAUUCUACCUCCAAGCCAGGUGGUGUUGGCGAGGGGCCAGGUUACUCAGACCCCUCAUACAGUUCUUCCUGGUUCUACUAGCUGUGUAUACAGGCCUGACUAGGAUAUCUGACUAUCGACAUCAUCCCUCUGAUGUCAUCACUGGCUACAUACAGGGAGCCUUGACUGCCUACUGGGUGGCCUUCCACGUCUCCUCCAUGUUUAAAGACUACAACUCUACCCUCUCUCCUAGCCUGGACAACCCCCCAUCACCACACCUCCUCCAUGUUUAAAGACUACAACUCUACCCUCUCUCCUAGCCUGGACAACCCCCCAUCACCACACCUCCUCCAUGUUUAAAGACUACAACUCUACCCUCUCUCCUAGCCUGGACAACCCCAUCACCACACCUCCUCCAUGUUUAAAGACUACAACUCUACCCUCUCUCCUAGCCUGGACAACCCCCCAUCACCACACCUCCAUGUUUAAAGACUACAACUCUACCCUCUCUCCUAGCCUGGACAACCCCCCAUCACCACACCUCCUCCAUGUUUAAAGACUACAACUCUACCCUCUCUCCUAGCCUGGACAACCCCCCAUCACCACACCUCCUCCAUGUUUAAAGACUACAACUCUACCCUCUCUCCUAGCCUGGACAACCCCCCAUCACCACACCUCCUCCAUGUUUAAAGACUACAACUCUACCCUCUCUCCUAGCCUGGACAACCCCCCAUCACCACACCUCCUCCAUGUUUAAAGACUACAACUCUACCCUCUCUCCUAGCCUGGACAACCCCCCAUCACCACACCUCCUCCAUGUUUAAAGACUACAACUCUACCCUCUCUCCUAGCCUGGACAACCCCCCAUCACCACACCUCCUCCAUGUUUAAAGACUACAACUCUACCCUCUCUCCUAGCCUGGACAACCCCCCAUCACCACACCUCCUCCAUGUUUAAAGACUACAACUCUACCCUCUCUCCUAGCCUGGACAACCCCCCAUCACCACACCUCCUCCAUGUUUAAAGACUACAACUCUACCCUCUCUCCUAGCCUGGACAACCCCCCAUCACCACACCUCCUCCAUGUUUAAAGACUACAACUCUACCCUCUCUCCUAGCCUGGACAACCCCCCAUCACCACAGUGUUUCAGUCCUGUGAAAUCACUUACCUCAGUUUUCUGUGAGAGAAAGAGAUAAGGAGAUAGAGAGAUUAAGAGACAGAAAGGGAGACGGGAGAAAAAAAGAAGGAGAGAGAUAGGGAAAGAGAGUGAGAGGGGGGAUAGUGGGAGAGAAAGAGACAGAGAGAGAGAGAGAGGUGUGGGAGAGAGGGAGAGAAAAAGAGGGGGAGACAGAGAGAGAGAGAUGGGGGAGAUAGUGGGAGAGAAAAAGAGAGACAGAGAGAGAGGAGAUAUUAGCAUAUCUAAAAAUCUAGUUCUAUGGUAGAACCUGUCCUCCGUAGCUCAGUUGGUAGAACCUGUCCUCCGUAGCUCAGUUGAUAGAACCUGUCCUCCGUAGUUCAGUUGGUAGAACCUGUCCUCUGUAGAUCAGUUGGUAGAACCUGUCCUCUGUGGCUCAGUUGGUAGAACCUGUCCUCUGUAGCUCAGUUGGUAGAACCUGUCCUCUGUAGCUCAGUUGGUAGAACCUGUCCUCUGUAGCUCAGUUGGUAGAACCUGUCCUCUGUAGCUCAGUUGGUAGAACCUGUCCUCUGUAGCUCAGUUGGUAGAACCUGUCCUCUGUAGCUCAGUUGGUAGAACCUGUCCUCUGUAGAUCAGUUGGUAGAACCUGUCCUCUGUAGCUCAGUUGGUAGAGCAUGGCAUUUGCAACACCAGGAUUGUGGGUUUGAUUCCUGGGGCCUCCCCAUACGUAAAAAUGUGUACAUGACUGACUGAAAGUUGAUUUGGAUAAAAAGUGCCUGGUAAUGGAAUAUGUAAAUCCAUAUUAGUGCCUCACAAACUAUGUAUGUAAAUAAUCCACUUUUAAAGGGCUGAUCUGGGAUUGGUAGGUCCACAUCCAUUUCUUUUACUUCUUAACGAAUGAUAACGGAGAAUGCUUUGUUGUUAUUUUGAAUCCCGGAUUGCCCCUUUAAUUAAAGUCCACCUAUACUAAACCAGAUGAUUAUGUUAGUCCGGGAUUCAAUCUGAUUGCGCUUUGUCAACAAUGCCAUUAAUGCCAUUCAUAGGGAAUGUCGGCACCUUUGGGAGACCACAUUCACCGCUGCAUAUGUCGGUUCAAUCGGAAAUGUUUAAAUGGUGCGUUGUUGGCAAAGCACCAUGGGAUUGAAUUCCGACCGUAGUGUGGCUCUUCUAGCUAAAGCUGCUAAUUAUCGUUAGAAUUCUUUACAAAUGAUUUGUACAUAUAGUAUUUAUAUAUCACCACUAACAUGGUACUAUUAGUAUUUUCUACUACAUAUAUCCGAAUUAUUCACCAAUUACACAGCCAGGGUACAUAUAGUAUUUUGUACCACAUGCGGCUGGUGGCACCUUAACUGGGGAGGAGGGGCUCAUAGUAAUGGGUGGAAUGUAGUAAAUGGACUGGUAUCAAACACAUGGUUUCCAUGGUUUCCAUCUGUUUUAAAGCCCUUCCAUUCACUCCAUUCCAGACAUUAUGAGCCGUCCUCCCCCAACAGCCUCCUGUGUUUUUCUUUCCAAGUUAUACUAUUCAGACAUUGGAAUUAUAUUUAAUAAGACGUAACUGUAGUUAUGUUAAUAAGAUUGUACAUAAAACCAGUGAAUGUAACUGAAAUGAAUGUGAACGUUUCAUUUCAAUCGUGUAAUAAUCCACUCCAUUGUAAUGUGUUGCGUGUGUUAUACUGUGUGUGUGUGUGUGUGUGAUUCUAUGCCAGUGUGUGUGAAUCCACUGUACAGUCUGUAACUAGGAUAACCACUAACUAUGAAAUACUAUGUUGACUUUAU
Salmo salar (Atlantic salmon) is the source of this 4210-nucleotide messenger RNA. Its product is annotated as phospholipid phosphatase 3. Gene Ontology annotation, biological process: signal transduction; phospholipid metabolic process; phospholipid dephosphorylation. NCBI's taxonomy places the organism in Eukaryota, Metazoa, Chordata, Actinopteri, Salmoniformes, Salmonidae. The record is from RefSeq and is a predicted model, not a curated record. Gene Ontology annotation, cellular component: plasma membrane. Gene Ontology annotation, molecular function: phosphatidate phosphatase activity.